AACUUGAGUAACUCUAGUUGCAACCAAUAAUACUCUUCCACCACCAACAACGUAUGGCCCUAGAUAUUAAGAUCCUAAUACUUAUUAACCAAAUCUUACCGUAAAUUCAAAUUUUGCUGGUGAAGCUCGCUAGAUAACGUCUGAGAACAUUAGCUAUGGAUCUGGGGGUUGAGAGCAAUGCCAGCGUCAGCGCCAAGUGGAUCAGCGCUCUCUGCUGCCUGACCUUGCUGAACCUCGGCAUGUUCUCACUACACUCACUUACCUUUCGGUGUAGAUGAUCUAACCCCGGUCUCGACUAACUUGCAGGCCAGAAUCAUGCAGUCACUGAUCUCCUCAGCCUCAAGUUUGUAUUACUUGGUGAAUACUGGUCUACGAUACGCAAUACAUCGGGAGAAUUGGAGACACGGCAAACAAGCCUUUGCAAGAGCCUGGGUACGCUGCUACGUAAAGCGUACUUGUCCCAAACAGAUACAACGGAGGUUAGGGAUAAACACGACUAUAAUCUCUGGAAAAGGUCGAGUAGUUUCUUCUACAAUGAAGAAAGGAAUUCGAGCAGCGAGUUCGGGGCCUUUAGCAAAAGUCAAGACAGCUCCUGAACCCCGCCCUAGUUCAAGCAUUAUACUUCUCUCGCCAACAAACCAAGUGCUACUCCUUCACCGAGUGAAGACUUCGACAUCAUUCGCUUCCGCGCAUGUAUUUCCAGGUGGCAAUCUUUCCGACUUUCAUGACGGACCUGUUCUACCAUCUAGUGAUGCUAGGCGUCAUGAAGACUCCCUAGCUUAUAGACUUGGAGCGAUACGAGAGACAUUUGAAGAAAGUGGCAUUCUACUUGCGCGUGAGAGAAGCAAAGAUGGACCAAUGCUUAACCUACCCACCUUAGAGCGCGACGCGGCGCGGAAAGCGAUACACGACAACGAGAUCAGUUUCCGCGAGUGGUUGGUAAGCAUAGGUGGGGUAGCAGACACAGAGGGCUUGCUCCCGUUCACCCGCUGGAUAACACCCCACUGGCCGCCGAAGCGGUUCACCACGCAGAUGUACGUGUACAUGCUGCCGUUAGAGACAAGCUCGGACCCGGUACUCUCAGCGGCGCAGAGCGAGGCGCUGAUACCGACGGCGGACGGCGGGGCCGAAAUCACGGCAGCACACUUCGACGACGUAACGACGUGGCUCGAGAGGCAAAACCGGGGCGACCUGAUUCUUUUCCCACCCCAGUAUUUUCUGUUGCAUCUACUCUCGCAGUUCCUCACGGGCGCGCCAGCGGAACUUCGGCCUUCUGAAACAACGGAGUACUAUCUCGCGCAACGGGAUAAGUUGCGCAUGUUUCUGGAGACCGUGCCUACGACCACGCAUCCCAAGGCUAGGGAACACCCUACCUCGAGCAUCCCCUGGGCAGACAAGGUGAUUAGCCCUGUGACACUAGGCUUGCGAUAUGGAGAUCGAAGAGCUAUCCUGGGGCUUGAUAAGCCCGGUGGCGAGCUUAAGGGAAGCAGCCGAGGUGGCGAUUGGGAGCGGGUUGUUUUAGUCAAGUUUGACAAAGGCGCAGCGAGAAAUGUUGAGGUAAGGGGGAGAGAGGAAGUCCUCGCAGAGGAAAGAGAGGCGAAGGCGAAAGAGGAGGCAUUGUCGAAGUUGUAAUAGUCAAGGUGUAGAAUGUCGUUGCGUAUAUACCUACUAUCUACCUACCUAAGGUAAGCAAGUAGGCAAGUAGGCUGCCGAGUGUGUUUGCCUGUCGUGGGGACUGCCUUGAUGCGAAGCGGCAGUGCUCAGAUUUGUUUUUCCUGUUACUGAGACCUUGAGGCUAGUAAUCUACACUGCCUAUAGAUGUCGAUACGAGCGACCAUGCUCACUAGGUCUCCAGACUUAUUGUGUAAGCGAUUGAUGGUUGGGUAUUGAGGCUUGUAAAGCGUCUGGAAAAAGUCCCCUUGCAUCUGCGCCCUUGGUGGGCGGACUUUUACCUCUGAGUCCGCCUUGAUUGCUGCUUGCUAAUUAGCACCAACG
Molecule: messenger RNA, 1995 nt
Organism: Xylaria bambusicola
Lineage: Eukaryota; Fungi; Ascomycota; Sordariomycetes; Xylariales; Xylariaceae
Exons: 2
Coding region: 316-1632 (438 amino acids)
Cellular component (GO): mitochondrion
Molecular function (GO): hydrolase activity, acting on acid anhydrides, in phosphorus-containing anhydrides
Source: RefSeq, a predicted model, not a curated record